Molecule: messenger RNA, 702 nt
Organism: Hibiscus syriacus
Lineage: Eukaryota; Viridiplantae; Streptophyta; Magnoliopsida; Malvales; Malvaceae
Exons: 1
Coding region: 1-702 (233 amino acids)
Source: RefSeq, a predicted model, not a curated record
AUGGAAGAGGAGGAGAAAAUGCCAUCGGCAUCUUCGACAGUGGCAACGGCUGCUAAACCGGUGUCGUUCACUACCAGCUUGGAUCCAGUGAAUUCCGUUGAAUUCUUGGAGAAGGUUUUUGAUUUCAUUACAGAAGUGAGAGGAUUGGACGCGUGGCGGGAGGAGCUGGCGAGUUUGGUGGAAGAUUCGAGGAUAAUAUACACUGAGGAAAUAAUUUUCCCGUCGUUACCGCCGUUCACUGAUCAGAAACUGACGGCGGUUGCUGAGAGUGAUCAUGAAAUGGAACCGCCAGAGGCCUUGAAGGAACAAGUGAAGGAAUUGUUAAAAUCAUGGUGCGAGAUGAUUCUAGAGCUUGGAAGAGGAUGUAGAGAUGUUUUGCAGCAAACGGAACAAGUGAAGGAAUUUUUGGAAUCGAAAGUUACUGAGGAUUCGUUUAUAGUUCAGAAGCUUGGUGGACCCGUGGCUAAGGUCUCCAGUCGGUUGAAUUUCUUGAAUGAGUUCUUGCCUCAGGAACAUGAUCCUAUUCACGCUUGGCCUGUUAUCUUCUUUGUUUUCAUCCUUGCACUUUCAGCUCUAAAUUUGAAUGGUGCACAUGAUGUAUCGGCACCACCAGUAAAGAAAGUACUUGUUCAUCCUCCUAGCGCAAGCCGAAUCCAGCUCCCUGAUGGCAAACACUUGGCUUAUCGUGCAAUGUUCCAGUGA